CCUCCCAUGUCGGAUGAAAUGGCAGAAAGGUAUCGUUACAUGAAUUUCUACAACGCUUACAAUGAAGACUGGCAUAUGUCGACACCAUCCAACCGACCACCAAAGCAAACGCCACAAGAUACUCACCCGCCCACCUCCAAAUGUGAAGAUUAUAGAAGAAAAAGGAAGCAACCAACGAAGGGAUGUCCGACUGGAUUCCUUCCUUGCGAUAUGAAACUAUCUCCACCGUGUAAUGGUCAUCCUUGUGGCGUAUGGUCAGCGGAAAUUCAAAAAUGUCUACCGAAACCUAAGAAAUCGAAUAAAUAUACACCGGGUCCUUGUACUAGACCAUGUUGUUUACACAAACCAGUACCCGAAUCAUGUUGUUGUUACGAUUGUCCUUGUAAAGCUCAUUGUUACGAUCAUCCUGUCGGAAUAAAACCGAAAAAUCCAUGGAAUGCAUAUCCUCCACGUUAAUAUUUAGUUCAAACAUCUCAGGCAGUGGCGCACCAUGUUGUCAACAACCCUGCUGUCCUCCGCCGAUGCCGGUUUGUACAGGAUGUUGCCCACCUCCUCCACAUCCAAUUUGCUGCAUGCCUUGUCCUCCACCUUUAGUAUUACCGACGCUUCCAGAGCCUGUAAAGCCUCUCAUGAUGCCCGUGGAAAAAUGCGAGAAAUGCUCGGCUAAAAGGGCUGCAGAUAUGGUGGAAACAGGAGAAAACGAAAACCGUGAGGUGGGAACCUUUUACAACAACUACGGUAUAGACUACAGAGAGGAAAUGUUAUGGAAAUAUACAACACCUACGGGAAAAACCGUGGAAAGGAAAGGUAUUGAACAAGGAGUGACACUAUCAGGCCAAUCAGCUCGCUGUCCUCUCGAAAAUAAACCUUAUGAAGACAAAAGGAAGAAAACUGGUGAUAACAAAAAGCAUGCAACCAAUAACAUACCAUGUAUGUUCAAAUUUACUCCUUCCCCCGAUUGUUCCGGUGCAUGGUGCGUUGAAAUUAAAUCUCGUCCUGAUAAUACCGGCGAAAAAAUCAAGAAAACUCCUAAACGAAAUGAAAUGAAACCAUGUACCAGACCGUGUUGUAAACAUUGGAAAUUAAAAGAGGGAGAGUGCCAAUACGACUUACCUUGUAAGGCUGCUUGUUUUAACCAUCCACCUGGAAUGAAACCCAAAUAUCACGUACCCGAAAUUGACUACGAACUUCUAAAGGUUUUGGGAGAACGCUACAAUAAUCCAACAAAUUAAUACAAAAGUAAACAUCUAAUUAGUAAUAACAGGCCAACUAUAACACCUUUUUAUUGUAACUGAACGAAUUAAAAUAUCACAACUAAUAGAA
Molecule: messenger RNA, 1323 nt
Organism: Diorhabda carinulata
Lineage: Eukaryota; Metazoa; Arthropoda; Insecta; Coleoptera; Chrysomelidae
Exons: 6
Coding region: 432-1232 (266 amino acids)
Source: RefSeq, a predicted model, not a curated record